Kockovaella imperatae is the source of this 2726-nucleotide messenger RNA. RefSeq names its product FAD-binding domain-domain-containing protein. Gene Ontology annotation, molecular function: ferric-chelate reductase activity. The transcript has 2 exons. Gene Ontology annotation, biological process: copper ion import; iron ion transport; intracellular iron ion homeostasis. The coding region runs from base 401 to 2617 and encodes 738 amino acids. The record is from RefSeq and is a predicted model, not a curated record. Lineage: Eukaryota; Fungi; Basidiomycota; Tremellomycetes; Tremellales; Cuniculitremaceae. Gene Ontology annotation, cellular component: plasma membrane.
CUCGUUUCUGAGCGCAUCACAACCAUCCAUCUCUCUCUCUCAUCCGUUCCAUUCAAUUCAUCUUCGCAUUCGGCUCCAACGAAGAGGUAGGUGGAUUCGGGGUGGCUGCACCGAGCAUACGUUCGUUAUCUGAGGCCUUUGGGAAUAGCAGCGCACCGGUUGAAUGAACAUGACAUAAAGAGAGAGAGAGAAAGAACGAGCGGAGGGGGGUUUUUGGAAAGUCAUCUCAUCCUCUCUCAACCUCUUUCUUCCUCUUCCUCCGAUUCACAUCUCACGACGCUCUUUCUCUCGCAUAUUCUCUCACCUGGCACGACCAUUCUCACAUUCAUUUGGGACGGACUCCGGUCACCUACACUCGUUUCAAUCCACUACUUGACGAACCCUCGUCUACGCUCUCACAAUGCCUCUCAUGGUUGAUCCAUCGACAGGCGCAGUGAUCCAAGCUCUGGCAGCUGGUCCCUCGGCUGCCCCAUCAGUGAUGACGUUCACUGCCUCUAAUGUCGACGCUACGCCUACCGAGCUGGUCUCGGCUGUGCUUAGUGGGUCAUUGGCUGCUGCCACGACACCGACAUCAAUCGUCACCCAUACAUCUGCAGCCUUGGCUGCUGAUGCCUCGUCAAAGAUCAAGGAAAUCAUGGAAAAGGAGACCAUGGAUCAAUUAGCCCUGAGUAGCUCCAUGCCCAAAUACCUUCUCUUGGCAAUGCUCGGUCUACUCCUUUUCAUCAUGCUGUUCCUGCAUCCUCGUUUCAUCGCUAGGGUGUUCGCAACUCGACGUUAUCGAGCACCAUCCAAAGGCGAUGACCCCUCCAAGCCUCGUCGCGCAGGAGGUGGAGAUCUAGAAAGGGGUUGGCUUUUGUGGUCUGGAAAAAGGAUCGUCGCAGAUGAUUCAUCUUCUGGUUCAAUCGCCAACUCUGAUUCGAUCAAAGGAUGGACGCCCCCUCCUUUCGCCUCUGGUAAUUAUCCACGGAACAGCUUCGUGGGGCCAACUCCCAGUACCACGCCCGCUGCCACUUUGCUACCUCCACCGCACAUGCGACCCAUCUCCAACAUUGUCCCGUUCACCUCGGCUCUCAUGAUGGCUCCUUUCGCUCGAUUUCCUUACCGAUUUGGAACGUCGCUUAGGAUACCGCAAAUUGCCGUCGUCUUAAUCUACUUUGUCCUCGUUGCAUUCGCCAUGAUCUGGAAAUCAGACGUCGACGCCUCGAAACCUGGUUCAGGAUACGGGAGAGACUUCAUGCGCACAGGUUGGAUCGCCAUGUCUCAGAUUCCCAUCGUCAUGCUCUUCGGCGUUCGAGCCAAUUUGGUCGGACUAUGCGUCGGAAAAGGCUAUGAACGACUCAAGGUCUUUCACAAGAUUGUCGGCAGAGUCAUUUUCCUCGCCUCUGCCCUUCACGUCGGAUUCUUCGCUUGGAAACUGGCUGCAUUUCACAAGCCGCUCAAUCUAUCCACGGAAGCUUUGAGAGGGGGUCUCGCAGCUUGGAUAGCCGUGCUGGUCAUUGGCAUUACCUCUGUACCCUGGUUGAGACAAAGGUUCUACACUGUUUUCAAAGCGUCACACUUUGCUGGUAUGAUCGCCCUGCUCGUUGGACUGGCUUUCCACGUCAAGGUCGCCAAGCCUUGGUGCCUCGCCUCGGCCAUCAUCUAUACCGUUUCGCACAUUUUCUCUCUCUGCAAGACCCGUUUCGCCGUGGCGGAACUGGUUGCUCUACCAAACGACACCACACUCGUCACUAUCCCAAGCAUCUGUACUGGCUGGCGGGCAGGUCAACAUGUCCGAAUUCGCAUCCCUGGUAUCGGUAUCGAGGGUCAUCCCUUCACCAUCGCUUCCGCACCCGAUGGAGAAGGCAUGAUCCUCCUCUGCAAAGCAGUCGGCGGCUGGACCCGCAAACUGCACGGAUACGCAUCAUCAGUGGACGCUGAGCAAGGCACUCGACGGGCGACGAUCAUCGUUGAAGGACCUUAUGGAGGCUUAGGCAACACCCUUGUCCCUUCCUUCAGCUCUGUCUUGCUCGUCGCUGCUGGUAGCGGUAUCACCCAUUCUCUAUCCCUCGCACAUGAUUUGAUCAUUCGCGCCCCGACAGGUGUCGUUCGUGCCAGAGCCAUCGACCUCGUCUGGAUCGUCAAGAACGAAGAGCAGGCUUCUCCUCUAUUCCCUACGCUUCUAGAACUCGUCAAGGACGCCAAACGAUUUGAAGAGAAAUGUCUGGCCUCGCCUGAAAAUCCUGUCCCUGUGGCUCUCCGAAUCAAAAUCUAUCUCUCACGCUGUCCCGAUUCUUCGCCGCUGCCACUCUUGAGCUUGUCAUCGAGUCAAUCUACACUCUCUGAGGAUCUUGAAAAAGGUGACCUCGUCCGCUCCAACAGCGGUUCCAGGCGAUCCUUAUCGGACAUCUCGGUCGAACGUGGCAGACCUGUAUUUGAUACGCUUCUCGAGGGUAUAGCCGAUGAAGUCAUUGAUCGGUCGACCAAACGCCAAAUGAACCCCUGUGGAAUCUGUGUCGCUGCGUGUGGACCAUCAGCGAUGAUCAACGACGUACGUGAUACCGUCAGGCGUCUCGAUAGGGUCAAAUUCAAGGGCGUCGGUGGAGUCGAAUUGGCAGAAGAACAAUUUGGUUUCUAAAGUGUUUCAGGCCAUUGGCUUUUCACUAUAUUUAUGUACGGCCAUAUUUGGGGUCGUCUUGUAACACAUAUAGCAUAGACAUGAACACAUUGCAUAAUGCGCUCUGGGC